UUCUCGCUUCUCCUUUAAUUCACGUUCGCUCCGCGACCGCGCCGAACGCCGUGGAUGUGACUCCGGAGUGGCGAGGGUGCGACAGGCAGGAGCGUGCCCGAGGAAAUUCGCGCGAUCUCGUUCGCGCGACGGCUAAUCCGCUUUCUCCGUCCACCCUCCUCGGUGAGCAGGCUCGCGCGGACCCGCGCAGUCGAGUGAUGCGUCGUCUUGCCGCAUCCCGACGGUCGUCCGUAGUCCAGCACCGAGGAGAAGCGCGCGAGACGUCAGUCAGGUUAUAUCCUGUGCUCGCAUGAAAAGUUGCGGGAGGACCCGUAUGUGAGCGAGGAGAAUGGAGGCGGCGAAGGCAGAGGAACGUAGUCGGUGGAAUGGCAGCCGUGUGGAUGUUGACGGAGAAGGGAAGAGCGACGUCGAUCAACGUCAAGGUGAACGGCCAGACGACUCCAAGACGGAGAGCCGACCUGCGAAGAAUACGGAAGGCAACGAUGACACCGAUAACGAAGUCGUCGAGUCCCAAGCGGGACAGCUCGCGGAGACGAGCACGGUGAAGAUCGACAUCGAGGGCAUGACAUGCCAGAGUUGCGUGAGAAAUAUCGAGGGGAUGAUCAGCGCUCGACCCGACGUCGUCAACAUCAGGGUGGUCUUGGCGGAGAAGGCUGGCUACAUCGAGUACAAAACGCGCGAGACCACGCCGCAGGAUCUGGCAGAGGCUAUCGAAGACAUGGGAUUCACCGCUAGUCUACCGGCGUCCGACAACGCUAGGAACGAAGCCAAAGACAUCUCCGCACUGCCUGCCAUCGGUAUCUGCAGCAUACACGUGGAUGGGAUGACCUGCUCGUCGUGUGUGAAGAAUAUCACCGGUGUUCUGUCCGAAAAACCCGGCAUAAAGGUCGUGGAUGUCAGCCUGGAAGGUAAAGAGGCCAAAGUUUCUUACAGCAGCGGUGACGUAACGGCCGAUCAGAUAGCAACAUAUAUAGAAGACAUGGGUUUCACCGCGUACGUGAAGGAAGUCAACAGCAAAAUUUUUCGAGCGCCACCGAUCUUGGUUGUUAACAACAACCAGAAGAAGGUGGAACUGUCGGUGCAAAUGAACGGUGCCGGUGAUGUGAAGGGACAAUUAUCAAAGUGUUUCCUGCAUAUUACCGGUAUGACUUGCGCGUCCUGCGUCGCCGCGAUAGAGAAACACUGCAAGAAGUUAUACGGGGUAAACAACAUACUGGUGGCGCUGAUGGCUGCCAAGGCGGAAGUCACGUACGAUCCCGACAAAAUACGAGCGGUGGACAUUGCUUCCAGUAUAUCGGAAUUAGGUUUCCCCACUACUCUGAUAGAGGAGUCCGGGACCGGGGAAGGAGAAGUCGAAUUGAAGAUCCUGGGGAUGACGUGUGCGUCUUGCGUCAAUAAGAUAGAAUCGACCGUGAGGAAAUUGCCCGGUGUACGAAUGGCGGUGGUGGCUUUGGCGACGCAGCGGGGGAAGUUCAAGUACGACACGGAGAAGACCGGUGUGAGGGACAUAGUCGAAAGUAUUAAUAAAUUAGGUUUCACGGCCAGUCUGUUCAGCAAUCGGGACAAAGAGAAUAGGGAUUACCUGGAUCAAAAGGAAGAGAUAAGCAAAUGGCGAACGGCGUUCUUGGUGUCUCUAAUCUUCGGAGUCCCCUGCAUGAUAGCGAUGAUAUAUUUCAUGGUGGUCAUGUCCGUCGAGCACAAGACGCACCAAGAGAUGUGUUGCAUAGUACCUGGUCUCUCUUGGGAGAAUCUAUUGCUGUUCAUAUUUUCCACGCCGGUGCAGUUCUUCGGCGGCUGGCACUUCUACGUGCAAGCCUACAAGGCUCUCAAGCACGGUACGACUAACAUGGACGUUCUGAUCUCAAUGACCACCACGAUUUCGUACCUUUACUCCAUCGCCGUCCUCGUCGCCGCUUUGGUAAUGCAACAAAACGUCAGUCCGCUAACGUUCUUCGACACCCCGCCGAUGCUCUUGGUGUUCAUCAGUUUGGGAAGAUGGCUCGAACACGUGGCGAAGGGCAAAACGUCCGAGGCUCUCUCGAAGCUGCUGUCUUUGAAGGCCACGGACGCGGUGCUGGUCUCGCUCGGGCCCAACAACGAAAUUCUCACCGAGCGUUUGAUCGGCGUUGACCUGGUGCAGCGCGGCGAUGUGCUGAAGGUAGUUCAGGGCGCGAAGGUGCCGGUCGACGGGCGCGUUCUGUCCGGUCAGUCGACCUGCGACGAGAGCCUGAUCACGGGCGAGAGCAUGCCGGUACUGAAGAAAAAGGACUCGAUGGUGAUCGGCGGUUCGAUCAACCAGAACGGCCCGUUGCUGAUCACCGCGACGCACACGGGCGAGCACACGACCCUGGCGCAGAUCGUGCGGCUGGUGGAGGAGGCUCAGACGAACAAGGCGCCCAUCCAGCACCUGGCCGACAAGAUCGCCGGCUACUUCAUACCCAUGGUCAUCGUGGUGUCCGUGGUGACGCUGAUAAUCUGGAUCGUCGUCGGCUACGUGAACAUCGAGAAGCUGCCGAUAUCGCACGACGAUCAGAUCGAUAAACACGGCAUAAACCGCGAAGAGAUCAUCUUCCAGUACGCCUUCCGCAGCGCGUUGGCGGUGCUCGCGAUCGCCUGCCCCUGUGCGCUCGGCCUGGCGACGCCGACCGCGGUUAUGGUCGGUACCGGGGUGGGCGCGACCAACGGCAUCUUGAUCAAAGGCGCGGAGCCGUUGGAGAACGCGCACAAGGUGAAAUGUAUCGUCUUUGACAAGACGGGCACGCUGACGAACGGUGUGCCCGUCGUCACCAGGGUCGCGUUGUUCGUCAGCGAGAGGGUCCACCCCCUGGUGAGACUGCUGCUCAUCAUCGGCACGGCGGAGGUCAAUAGCGAGCAUCCCAUCGCGUCGGCGAUCGUGCGUUACGUGAAGGACACGAUCGGGUCGGAAACUACCGGGCAGUGCACGAAUUUCCAGGCGGUCGCCGGCUGCGGUCUCAAGUGCAGGGUGUCCCAUCUGAACGCCGCGCUGAACGUCGCGCUGUCCGACGCGCUGAAAUCCGAUAAGCUGAUCAACUAUGCGAAUCAGACGAACACGGAGCUGACUGGCACGUACAAUCUCAACAACGUGCCCAUCGACAACGUGCCGAUCGCUGCCUCGUCGCAGGAGAUACAGAACUUAGAUCUGCAAUUACUGUUAAGUCCGGAUUCCCAAGGCGACCGUAACAUCGACGACGUCUACGAGGUCUGCAUCGGCAACAGAGAGUGGAUGCGUAGAAACGCGAUCACCAUCCCGCAGGAGGUCGAGGCGAGGAUGGCCAGCGAAGAGGAUCUGGGCCACACCGCCGUUUUAGCCGCGGUGAACAAUGUCCUGGUGGCGAUGAUCAGCGUCGCUGACACCGUGAAGCCGGAGGCACACCUCGCGGUCUACACCUUGAAGAAGAUGGGCUUGGAAGUGAUCCUGCUGACAGGCGACAACAAGAAGACCGCGGCUUCGAUUGCCAGGCAGGUCGGCAUCAGCCGAGUGUUCGCGGAGGUAUUACCGUCGCACAAGGUGGCGAAGAUUCAGAGACUGCAGGAUCAAGGUCUGAGGGUCGCUAUGGUGGGAGACGGUGUCAACGACAGUCCCGCUCUCGCACAGUCGGACGUCGGGAUCGCCAUCUCGUCCGGCACCGACGUCGCCGUGGAGGCCGCCGACGUGGUCCUGAUGCGUAACGAUCUACUGGACGUGAUCGCGUGUCUAGACUUGUCGCGGAAAACGGUCCGCAGGAUACGGUUGAAUUUCUUAUUCGCUAGUAUCUACAAUCUCCUGGGUAUUCCCAUAGCCGCCGGAAUAUUCAGCUCCUUCGGCUUCUUUCUGGAACCGUGGAUGUCCUCAGCCGCCAUGGCUUUAAGUUCAGUGUCGGUGGUAGGAAGUUCUUUGUUGUUGAAAUUCUAUCGUAAGCCGACUAAAGUCACCCUGGAGACCUCGGAAUAUCUAACAGCUAUGCACGCCCAUUCCACGGCGCGGAUGAUCGACAUGGACGCGAUAUCUCUCCAUCGUGGACUGGAUGACUCGGUCGUGCCGGUCAUGCACAGGUCGACCUCCACGUUAUCCAGAAUAUUCGGGAAGUCAAAGCUCGAUGUAGAGGGGCAUCUUCUCGGCGAGGAGGUAGAUGAGAUCGAUUUGGCUGUCGAUUUUUCGAGAUAUCGCAAAAACGCGAAGGACCCGAUGGACAUUACUCCCGUGUAAUUGACUCGCUGCGAGAGAAAAUACACUUCCGACGAGCAUUUUUUUUCUCUCUCUCUUCUGUUAACUCGACGCUUCGUUAAACCAUUAAAAAGAACAUUAUUUUUAGUAUUGCGUUUCUCUCAUCACGGGGCGCGUUAACAGAAAAAACCAUGUAAAUAGUCUCAUCGCUGUCUGAAAUAAUAUUCUUUUACGAAAUACUUGUGUAUAGGUGUGCGUGUAUGUAUAUAUAUAUAGUCUUAUCGAACGAUACGCGUGUUUUCUCGCAUAUACUCUGCCAAAUUAAUGAAAAAAAAGUACGUUUUAUCGAAAGUAGUGCCAGCAAAUUCGCACGAGAGCACGUCGCUUCGCGCGUCUCCCCGAGCGAUUAUCUCGCGUCCGUAAUCGGCCCGUGUAAUUUCAAACGCGAAUUGCGUGUAUCGGUAAUUUAGCUGUAAACUUAUCGAUGUAACAGGGUAACAGUACUUUUUCUCUCCUUUUUUUUUACCGCCGUCGAUAGUUUCAUUGACAAAUACAGGUCUCCUCUAUGCACGUUACAUGCAGAUGUACUUAAUUUGAGCACCGGACGAGAGAAGGAUGUACAUUUUUAUCAUGUUUGAAAUAUAAUAUAAAUAAAUUCCUAAGUUAUGCGCUUCCCGUGUA
This is a messenger RNA of Dinoponera quadriceps, 4846 nucleotides long. It is a transcript of the gene ATP7, whose product is annotated as copper-transporting ATPase 1. Gene Ontology annotation, biological process: monoatomic cation transport; copper ion homeostasis. Gene Ontology annotation, molecular function: P-type divalent copper transporter activity; copper ion binding; ATP binding. The coding region runs from base 329 to 4207 and encodes 1292 amino acids. The record is from RefSeq and is a predicted model, not a curated record. The transcript has 15 exons. Lineage: Eukaryota; Metazoa; Arthropoda; Insecta; Hymenoptera; Formicidae. Gene Ontology annotation, cellular component: membrane; perinuclear region of cytoplasm; trans-Golgi network.